Microbotryum saponariae is the source of this 1672-nucleotide messenger RNA. The record is from the annotation of a GenBank genome assembly. Lineage: Eukaryota; Fungi; Basidiomycota; Microbotryomycetes; Microbotryales; Microbotryaceae.
AUGGUCGCCACUCUUCGCCUCGACGGACGCGUUUGCAUCAUCACGGGUGAGCUGCUUCUCUUCUUCUCGUAGCUCGUAACAGCCAUUGAACUGAUCCCCUCGCCCCCACCGCACGCUUUUCGAUUCUCAACUGCCACGCGUAGGAGCCGGCAAGCAAGUCCACUUUGCCCCUCCCUGCAGCCCGUCUGGUCUGCUAAGCGCCCACUAACCCAUCGUGUCUCAACAGUGGUAUCGGACUCGAGACGGCGCUCGUGUUCGCGCAGGAGGGCGCGCACGUCGUCUGCGCCGACAUCAACCAACAGGCGGCUGAACGCGCCGUCGAGCUUAUCAAAACCCAAGUCUCGGACUCCAAGGAAGCGCUCGCGGUCGUCGUCGACUGCGGCAAGGAACAGCAGAUCAAGGACAUGGUCUCCAAGGCCGUCGAGAAGUUUGGUCGACUGGAUGUCAUCUUGUCAGUCCUCGGAUUGCUGCUGUCUACACGACUGCCUCCCCGCGACUUCAAGAGCCAAGAAUCAGUGGCGCGGUAAAAUCAAGUGGGGUAGAUCCAACGUGGAGCAGCGCGGCGCUUAAUGGCCGGCCGAUCUGGCAAGCGCGUGGGGGGAGAGGCGGCGGCGCUUGCCAUGAACCGACCAUGGUGUCUUGAAGUGGCGGCCGGGGCACCCUUGCUGACUUUUUCGUCAAUAUCCUAUCGUGCAUCCCGCUCUUGUAUUUGCUGCUUGCUCCCGCGUCCUCUGCCCUCCCAUCUCCUCCGUCUGACAGCAACAAUGCUGGUAAGUGAAACACUUCCGAUACCCCACCCUGAACGUCAAUUUAAUCGAUGCGCCGAACGUGUCCUAUCACCUCAGGCAUUAUGCACCCCGCCGAUGACCACGCUCUCAACACCGAGGAGCGAAUCUGGGACUUGACCAUGACCAUCAACCUCAAGGGUGUUUGGUGGGGCUGCAAGUACGCCAUCGAGGCGAUGCGCAAGAACCCCGGCGGCAGCAAGGGAAGCAUCAUCAACACGGCAUCGUUCGUCGCUCUUAUGGGUGCCGCAACGCCCCAGAUUGCUUGUAAGACUCGUGAAAGCUGUUCGGGUCUCCAUCAAGUUGUUUUGAACUGAUGAAUCUUUUUGGUGUUCAACCUGCCAUGCGCAGACACCGCUUCCAAGGUUUGUUCAUCCGCGCCGAGGCCGACUCUGAUUAUCCGCCGCGCAAUGAGGAAAUUGACCGAGAUCUGAAACCGUGCCAUGACGCGACACAGGGUGCGGUUUUGGCCAUGACGCGCGAGCUCGCCAUGGUUCAUGCUCGUGAAGGCAUCCGACUCAACAACUUGUGCCCGUGAGUGACCCUGCUUAUUUUCGCCUCGCGAAAGGUCAGGUGCCUGGGUUGCUGCUGAAUAUUGUGACGAUUUGACACCAUUCGGCUCCAACAGUGGACCCCUCCAAACCGAACUCUUGAUGUCGUUCCUCGAUACCCCGGAAAAGAAGGAACGACGGAUGGUACACAUCCCGAUGGGUCGUUUCGGCGAAGCGAUCGAACAAGCCAAGGCGGCCUUGUUCCUCGCCUCGGACGACUCGAGCUUCAUCACCGGUACCGACUUCAAGGUCGACGGCGGUAUCCAUGCAUGCUACGUCACCCCCAACGGCGAACAAUCUUUGGCGCCACCCAAGAACGUCGCUCCUAGGGCAUAA